Molecule: messenger RNA, 2259 nt
Organism: Rattus norvegicus (Norway rat)
Lineage: Eukaryota; Metazoa; Chordata; Mammalia; Rodentia; Muridae
Gene: Cyp2a2
Product: cytochrome P450, family 2, subfamily a, polypeptide 2
Exons: 9
Coding region: 10-1488 (492 amino acids)
Cellular component (GO): endoplasmic reticulum membrane
Molecular function (GO): oxidoreductase activity, acting on paired donors, with incorporation or reduction of molecular oxygen, reduced flavin or flavoprotein as one donor, and incorporation of one atom of oxygen; iron ion binding; oxidoreductase activity, acting on paired donors, with incorporation or reduction of molecular oxygen
Source: RefSeq, marked provisional
CUGGCUACUAUGCUGGACACAGGACUGCUCCUGGUGGUCAUACUGGCCUCCCUAAGUGUCAUGUUCUUGGUGUCCCUCUGGCAGCAGAAAAUCAGGGAGAGAUUGCCUCCAGGACCCACUCCUUUGCCUUUCAUUGGAAAUUAUCUGCAGCUGAAUAUGAAAGACGUAUACAGUUCCAUCACACAGCUCAGUGAGCGCUAUGGUCCUGUGUUCACCAUUCACCUUGGGCCUCGACGGAUUGUUGUGCUUUAUGGAUACGAUGCAGUCAAAGAGGCUUUGGUGGACCAAGCUGAGGAGUUCAGUGGACGUGGCGAACUGCCUACCUUUAAUAUACUCUUCAAAGGCUAUGGUUUUUCAUUGAGCAAUGUGGAACAGGCCAAGCGUAUCAGGCGCUUCACCAUAGCCACAUUGAGAGAUUUUGGUGUGGGCAAGCGUGAUGUACAGGAGUGUAUCCUGGAGGAGGCAGGCUAUUUGAUCAAGACGUUGCAGGGCACUUGUGGAGCCCCCAUUGACCCUUCCAUCUACCUGAGCAAAACAGUCUCCAAUGUCAUUAACUCCAUUGUCUUCGGGAACCGCUUCGACUAUGAGGACAAAGAGUUCUUGUCACUGUUGGAGAUGAUCGAUGAAAUGAAUAUAUUUGCAGCCUCAGCCACAGGGCAGCUCUAUGACAUGUUCCAUUCAGUGAUGAAGUACCUGCCUGGACCACAGCAACAGAUCAUCAAGGUUACUCAGAAACUGGAAGACUUCAUGAUAGAGAAAGUGAGGCAGAACCAUAGUACCCUGGACCCCAAUUCCCCAAGGAACUUCAUUGACUCCUUUCUCAUCCGCAUGCAAGAGGAGAAAUAUGUUAAUUCAGAAUUCCACAUGAACAACCUAGUGAUGUCAUCAUUAGGCCUCCUCUUUGCUGGGACUGGGUCAGUCAGCUCCACGCUAUACCAUGGUUUCCUGCUACUCAUGAAGCAUCCAGAUGUGGAAGCCAAGGUCCAUGAGGAAAUUGAGCGAGUGAUCGGCAGGAACCGACAGCCUCAGUAUGAGGACCACAUGAAGAUGCCCUACACCCAGGCUGUGAUCAAUGAGAUCCAAAGAUUUUCUAACUUGGCUCCCUUGGGCAUUCCUCGAAGGAUUAUCAAGAACACAACCUUCCGUGGCUUCUUCCUCCCCAAGGGCACCGAUGUAUUCCCUAUAAUAGGUUCUCUGAUGACAGAACCAAAGUUCUUCCCUAACCACAAAGACUUCAACCCCCAGCACUUCCUGGAUGACAAGGGACAGUUGAAGAAGAAUGCUGCAUUUCUCCCUUUUUCCAUUGGAAAGCGAUUCUGCUUGGGAGAUAGCCUGGCUAAAAUGGAGCUCUUCCUGCUGCUCACCACCAUCUUGCAGAACUUCCGUUUUAAGUUCCCAAUGAAUCUAGAAGACAUCAACGAGUACCCCAGUCCCAUAGGGUUUACCAGGAUCAUACCAAAUUACACCAUGAGCUUCAUGCCCAUCUGAUUCUGAGUUGAAUCAAGGUGGGGCAAGAGGGAGGGAGAGCCUGAAGUGGGGCCAGGGUGCAGGUGGAGAGAACAGAGAAGAUGAAGAUGAGGGUUAAGAAGGGACCACACCCAUGGAAGAAACACAAAAGACUUCUCAGUUUGGUAAAAUUGUAACAGUCCUAAUAAAAAGAAAGAAACACCCAGUAGGCAGCAGUAACAACAACUGAGACUCAUGGGGCAAAGGUGGCUCACCUCUGCAGAAGCUGUCCUGCCCUUCUCUCACUCAGUCCUCUACACAAGAGCAGCAUGUCCCCAAGCCCAACGUACAGGUUCAAAAGAUAGAACUUAAAAAAUUUGAACCUAAACUGAGGUGGAAAAGACACAGUUAGCUAGGAUUGACACAUUGGACUCUAUCACCAGCAUUCAGGAGGGAGGGAACAUGGCUCCCUAGGAGGCCUGCCAGAAUUACAAAGUGAAACUCAUCUCAAAAAAGGAACAACAGAAAAUAAAAUUUCAAAUUGAUUUCUCUUAGACCAUAAGAGUCCAGAUCUGUAUCCAAAGCUAUUUGGUUAUAUUUUUUGUUAUUGUUGUUUUGUUUACACAUUGUGUUUUUCUUUCGGUUUGUAAGUCUGUUUGGGAUAUUUAAUUUACAUUUACUGAUUAGUGUGGGUGGUAGGGCAUACCAUGGCUCAAAUGUGGAAACCAAAGAAAAGCUUUUGGAAGUGUCAUCUCCCUUACAAUACGUGUGUCCAAGAACUCAAAUUCAGACAAUAAAGCUUGAUAGCAAGCA